Molecule: messenger RNA, 3622 nt
Organism: Patiria miniata (bat star)
Lineage: Eukaryota; Metazoa; Echinodermata; Asteroidea; Valvatida; Asterinidae
Product: diacylglycerol lipase-beta-like
Exons: 15
Coding region: 364-2412 (682 amino acids)
Biological process (GO): lipid metabolic process
Source: RefSeq, a predicted model, not a curated record
GUCCUUUCUUCAAGAGUUUCAGCAAGGAUUUUUUUCGUAAAAUUGGUAGGCACGUUCUGGGUAAAUGUUCUUCAAGCUGUAAACCAGAGAUUCGAUAUUCUGCGGAGAGCAUGCCGCAGCGCAACCUUACCAAAACUUUUAAUUUACGCGCGCGCGUGCAUGAUCCGGAUAUGGGUUACCGCCCUCUAUCGGCAUUAUGGUGUCAGUGAGUGUCACUGUUAUUAUUUUGCAACGUUCCUACAAAAAUAAAUACAGCCGGUUUUACGGAUUAGUUGCGGGAAAGGUGAAUCCAUCAUUGACAGCUCUCCUAAAUUUGACAGACUGAUGUUAUUGACCCCGAAUUGAUGACAACCGUGGUCAACCAUGCCGGCCCUGGUGUUGUUCAAUCGACGUUGGCGAAUCGGAAGCGAUGACUUUGUUUUCCCCGGCAUCUGGUCCUUUGUUUUUCGAAUCAUAUGGCUAACCACUGUCUUUGUGGUCUACUCAUCCCGCGUGUCCUUCCUGGAUUGUCUGGGGAAGGAUCUCCUACAGACCUACCUGAUCGGUCUGAUCACCAUCCUGAUCAUCACCAUAGUACUGGAGUUCAUCAUAGUGUACCUGAGUGCUCAGGGGUCCAUAUUUAAUACCACACCCAGGCGACAUCUCCCUUUGUUCUUGUACAUACGAGUCUUUGUCUUCCUGGUGGAGAUCGUCUUCAGCAUCGUGGGCGCGGUCUGGGCCUUCAGGGAGUGGGAGUUUGAUAAAACAGGCAGCUGUGACCGCGGCGUGGUCCACUUAAUCCAGGCCGCCGUCAUCAUCAGCUGGAUCAUCUUUGUUGCUGUCGUGGUUGCUGUGGUGAUCCUUCUGAAUCCCUGGCACGACGCCGACGAGACGGAAGAGACAGACCACGAAGGAGAGCACACCAUCGAUCCUGCCGUCCAACUGAAAUGGGAACAGAGAUGUAAGAUGCUUUGUUGCUGUGCAGGGAAGGACGCUAACUCCCAGGUGGCCUAUGCAGAGGUGGCGGCCAUCCUCUCCAAAUUCUUCCAUGGUCUGGACAUCGUGCCUUCAGACAUCGUGGCCGGCCUGAUCCUCAUGCAACUUGAGCAGGAGCGUCUGAUGCGUGACGGGGAGCAGCCCAACCUGACGCGCCCCGCCGGCCCCUGCCUGUCGGCCCCCUCCAGACCCGCCAUCGAGGAGGUCCCGCUGGCCCUGCACUACCUCCGCUUUGCCUCCAGCGCUUACGGCUGGAAGAUGUUCCUGUUCAGUAACCUGUGCUGCGGGGUUUGCAAACUCUGCGGUCUCUGUCGGAAUGAUCAAACACGGUGCUGCAGUUGUCUGCGUUCAGAUUACGGCACAGAGAAGGACAACUGUUGCGACUGUGACACGGCAGCCGUCAGACAGGUGACAGAACUGGACACGGAGGACAUUGUAUAUAUCAGCUUCCAUAACAGAAUAUAUGAGAUUCCCUUUUUCGUUGCCUUGGAUCACCGGACUCAGUCUGUAGUCGUCACAAUCAGAGGAUCUUUAUCGUUCAGGGACGCUCUGACAGACGCCACGGCGGAGUCCAUCAAACUAGACGUGGAGGGUCAAGAAAUCUACGCACACAAGGGCAUCGCUCGGACCGCCAUGUACAUCAGGGAUAAACUAGAGAGAGAACACAUACUGGAGAAGGCAUUCCAGAAAGCACCGGAUUAUAAGCUAGUAAUAGCAGGCCACAGUCUGGGAGCCGGCGCUGGGACAAUCCUCUCCAUCUUACUAUGCAACACCUGGCCCGGCCUCAAGUGCUAUGCCUUCGCACCCCCUGGUGGGCUCCUCAGUGCAGAGGGAGUAAUCUACACAGCUGAUUUUGUGACGUCCGUUUUGCUUGGGGAAGAUCUUGUGCCCAGAUUAGCCUUGGGUACUCUUGACGAACUAAAAAGUCGAAUGAUGGACAUUGUCAAGCGAUCAGACAGACCAAAGUACCAAACCCUCUUGGGUGGCUGUUGGUGGACAUGCUGUGGCUUCCCCGAGACCCUCCCCCAUUCCUCGGACUCGGUCCACGAUCACCCUACGGAGGACCCAGAGAGUAGACAACCCCUGAUCAACAGCCAAGCCACGCCCAAAGCCCGGCCCAACUACACCGGGGCGACGGCGGUGACGGAGGGAAAUAACGGAAGUACGGCCGGGGGUCAGUCUGAUGCCGGGGGAAGGAUUGAGCUGUACCCACCGGGCAGGAUACUGUGGGUAUCAGAGGACGAUAGACCAUCGAGGAGAUCGAUCUGCUAUCAACCGUCCUACAAAAUCAAGUGGGCGACGUGUCAGGAUUUCAGCCACAUCAUCAUCAGCCCCGCGAUGGUUGGCGAUCACAUACCGGUCAAGCUGAUCAGAGCCUUGGAAGAAAUGGACGAGGCUUGCUGUGUCGGGCUCGACUCCAACGACCAUCCUGUAUGAUGAAAAAAAAGUCGGGAGUUUUUAGAGGUCCGGCGAGUGCGGGUCAAGAUUUAUCUGCAGUGUUUAAAGUCCACAGACACAAGGUACUUAAUGAUAUAGGCUCCGUGCACCAACAAAAGAGGGCGCGUUUUUACCACUUUUGAGAGCUCCAUGGAUUGGACACACAGUGUGCGUGAGAGCGCUGUACUGUACUGGUUGGUGCGCGAAGUGCGCACGACUCCCUGAAUGUGCAAAAGCUAUCAGCCACAGCGUCUUCGCGCGAGUGACAGUUGUCGUCGGCGCGUAAAUACGUUCAAAUUUAACCUGCAAUGGUCUCACAGAAUAAUCCAUGCCCCCAAUAAUUUUGGAUCAUUUGAAAUACGUAGUGGCUGGACCGCGAACCAGUCGAGGUCUCUCCCAACUCUCCUUUUCUGGCCAUUGAGGGGGUACUUGUGCACGGAGCCUAUAAAGACUAGGGAAGACUAGUAAAACUGGUCUCAGUGUCCACAAAAUUCUAUUCUUAUUGAAUCUGAAUGGCUCAUCAUGCAUCUGGUCUGCACAAUGGGCUGGAUUUAGCCCAUUCAUUGACGUUACGGGGUAAUCCUAUACAACAGCACUGCCCGGCUCAGUCAGUCAGUCAGUGAGUAGGGAGAAAGAGAACGAUAUUGUGGCACUCGGGGACAAGCAAAUAUAAUUAACAUGUCAAAAUUGAGCCGCAUUCAUAUGUUCAACAGACUUAAAACUCGAGUGUGUUGUGUCUUGAUGACGACUCGUUUUUCACCACUAGAGGGCGCCCUUUUCAAUGCGCAUUUUGUACCCACUUGGAUGGAGAAUUCUUACCACAAUAGCAAUACGUGUAUUAGUGUGUAUCAAUGUGUGCACUUCUGCUUUCAAAAGGUGUAUAAGUCACUAUCUUCAAGCUUAUUGAAGUUUUCUAAAAUGGUGGUCAAAAGCAGCAACGUAUCCUGAAUUUCUUGAGUUAGGCCACUGUACAUGCCAUGGGUGCGUUCCACUUAUGCCAAAUGAUGCAAAAAAUUGAACAACUAUUUCCAAUUAGAUAGUCACAAAGAGGGCGUAACAGUUGCGAAGGUUUGCACGAGUGGAACGCAGCCCUGGCAGAAUUAUGGAUAGGUCAUGUGACUCUUUGCCUAGACUUCAUUGGUUGAUGGCUUCGAACCUAUUCAUGCAUAUUGACGAUUACCUUUUCUUUAAUUCUAAGAUUUACAGAUUU